This is a messenger RNA of Ailuropoda melanoleuca (giant panda), 8262 nucleotides long. RefSeq names its product N-alpha-acetyltransferase 40, NatD catalytic subunit (gene NAA40). Bases 5357 to 6007 code for a protein of 216 amino acids. Gene Ontology annotation, molecular function: protein N-terminal-serine acetyltransferase activity; histone H4 acetyltransferase activity; histone H2A acetyltransferase activity. Lineage: Eukaryota; Metazoa; Chordata; Mammalia; Carnivora; Ursidae. Gene Ontology annotation, cellular component: nucleus. The record is from RefSeq and is a predicted model, not a curated record. The transcript is spliced from 7 exons.
UUCCCACAUCCUAGGCCGCCCCCGGCUUGCAGGGAACUGAGGCCCAGAGAAGAGGCACCCAGCCAAGGUCACACAGGCAGUGAGCAGGGGCCAGACCCUGCCUCGGGCCUCCCCAGCCCUCGGCCACUGGCUGCGCUUCCCGCUACCCGGAUUCUCGGUGAAGCCGGUUCUCCUACACUCUUUCCAGACCUCUCCACCAGGUUCCUUCUGCUCCUAAAACCUUUGAUCUUCCCUUCCAACGGAGGCCUGCGCUUCUAGGCCUCCCAGAUACAACAGAGUGGUUUUGAUUCUUACUUGCGUGGUUAGUAGUCUUAAGUGCUGCAGGUGGCUUUGCAUGGAGGAGCGUGCAGGUGAGCAGGGAGGGUGGGUGUUGGUGGGGGGAGCACUGAUGGCUCCAGCCGCGGAUGGGUAGUGACCACCUGUUCUGUGUGAGGCAACCCGGAGGUGCGCCCUUCCCUGGCAUGUGCCGAUAGAGGGCUGGGCAGAAGUUAUUGAAAUAUUUCUGUGAGUUCACCUUCCUAAGUUCCAGUUAGAGUAGUAUCAGUCACUCUCCUGAAAAUGGAACUGGCCCUCCUUAGUACUGUGUAGAUUAGUUUUUACCUGGAAUUUUCACCAUCUUUAGGGAGCCCUGACUUGGGCGCCAGAGAUACCUCAGUUCCAGCCCCAUCUUCUCUGGCCGGUAGCAUGAUACUGUGCCAGUAACGUGGCCUUUCUGAAUUUGAAUUUCCUCAUCUAUGUAAUGUGGAUGAUGAUACCCACCCCCCCAUAGAUGUGAGAAUUAAAUGAGAUAGUGGGUGCAGAUAGCCACAUGAAAUUGUGGCUGUUGUUUUUGCUUGUAUUCUCACCUGUAUUGUAGUUAUCUAAAAUAGAUGUGUGCUAUUUUUAACCCAUUGGUUUGUCCCUCCUGUUGUUAACCUAGAUUUUCUCUCAAGUGGUUAUUGACUGAACAAAUCAACUUGUUAGAUAAAAAUAGUCGUUUAAUCCAUGUCGAAGCACUUUGUAUAAUCCACAUCGAAACACUUUCAUCUUGUUUCAGCAAGGAAUUUGGGGUACUGUGUACUUGGUAUGUAGAAAAUCAAGUCUGGAGACCUUAGGCGUAUUUAACCCAGGUUUUGGUGAAAGGUCCCAAACCCCAACUCUUGUUGAAAUGAGGUAAAAAUCUGUAUGCGUAGUAUCACUCAGUGUCUAUGCAGCAUCAGCCACUACAGAAUGAGCAGCAAACAAGAAGCGUCACGUGCCGUUCUGGUUCAACACUUCCUCAUUGGUUGAAUUGAAAGAGCAAGACUCAGAGACACUGCGACCCUUGCUUCCUUCGGGGCCUCCAUGUUAUUACUCAUACUCUACAGAUGUGUUUCUCAGAACGGCCCCUGCCUAGUCUCUUCUGGCCUACAACUCACUGCAGCAAAGUCCCUGAAGCAAUGCUGGAACCCUCAUUAUCCUCAUUCCUCCUGGGUGGGGCCUGUGGACUCCCCACCUCAGUGUCAGGAAGGUCCGUGUUGUGGCAGGCACCAUCUGUGGGAGGGCCCUGCUCCAUUUGACAGAUAACCUCAGGCUAAGAGAGAGUAGCAUCAGAUGGAGCACCGUUCCCUUCAAAGUUCUUUUAUUCUUGCUGCCGCAGACGUGUUGUCUUUUAGGAAUUAGAAUGUACAUCUCUGGCUCCCUUCAUCAAAAACAGAUUUUUUUCUGGAUCCUGGGUGCUAUGUGUGGUGAAGGUAUUGACACUGAAAAUCUAAGAGAUGCCGAAUCUCUCUUCUGAAAGGCGCCUCCUGCCCCCAUCUGUGUGCUUUUUUUCUGAAUUUCUCUGUGGCCUGGCAGUCCUAACUGCGCGUGGGGAUACGACUUUGAGAGGAAUAGCAGGGGGAGGGGUUUCACAGCUGCGGGUGAAAACACUUAUGUCACACUUUAUAAAAAGUGCUGGGUAAAUGUAGUUGAUGUUGUGGCAGAAGCAGGGAUUUUAGGGUUCAGACCUGGAUUUGAAUCUUGGAUGACUCAUUCAACAGGUAUGGACUUAGUACCUACUGUUUGCUGAGCACUGGGUGUACAUGGACUCAUGAAGCCAGUGUGACCCCUACCUCCCGGAGUGGUACAGUCUGGUGUGAGUGGAGGGAGGCGGUGGCAGGGAGAGACCUCUUUGGGAAUUUUGUUCACUGGCUCUGUGACCCUAAAAGUUCCCUAACCUCUCUGUGCUUCGGUUUUCUCAUCAAAGAAGUGGACACACAUAACUUGUUAUUAUAGAGAUUAAAAUGAAGCCUCUUGAUUAAAGCAUUAGCAAGAGGACGCUAGUAGGUCCUCGUAAACAGAAGUCCUUAUUUUUUAUAUCUAGUACGUUGUAUCAUUUUGUCUUCACAACAGCCCUGUAAGGUAUAGACAUUGUUAGCUCCCUUUUACUGAUGAGAUGGAGAUCCAGAGAAACUAAGUAACUUGCUAAAAAGAGAUUAAGUAACUUGCCCAAAGUCACACAGCUACUAAGUGGAAGAGCUGAGAAUCAAAUCUAAGUCUCUUGACUCAAAAUCCCACACUCUUUUUAUUAUCUAAAGCUCCCUUGGGAAAGACACUUAACCACAAUGAGCUUUACUGUUCACUGUGCUUAUUUCCCAUUUUAAUUAGGAGAAUUUUCCUGUGUCCCUGCAGGAUAGCCUUACCUCCACAAGGCAGGGCAAAGCUAAUUAGAACAGUAGGAGACCACUUUUCUUAGUGUGUGCUGGGUUUGAGGGAGAGCCCCUGCCUGUCCGCCCUGGCCUGCUGCAGCCACAUACCCCAUGUGCAGGCAGCGAAGCACUUAGGGGUCUCUUUCAUUAUCUGCCGUCUCGGGCCGUGGCAGCCCGGAGCCUCGCUCUGAGGAUUGUCUGGCUGGCCUGUUCCCUUGCAUGAAUGAGCCCAUAAAUCUCCUGGAGGCCUGGGGUUGGCCCUCCUGCUGCUUGUGCUUAGGAAUUACUUACUUCAUGGGCUUAGAAAUGAGAUGCUGUGGAGGGAACCCACGUUCCAGUGCUUUCUGGGUCCCAGGAGUCACACUUUCCUUCCAGCACCUUUGAUCUUUCAACUCUGUGUUGUGUGAGGAGAGAACUAGUAUGCAGGCUGGAGGAGGGGCGCUUGCCUCUACUGUAGAAGUGACUUCUGACCUGUCCUUUCAGCUAUUUGGUGAGCCCAGCAUUCGUGUCCCCAUUUUUCCAGAGAUGGACUUGCUUUCACAGGUCAUGCAGGGGCGGCAGGAGGAGCGGUGGCCUGGUAUGAGUGAUGCCAGGGCUCAUGUUCUUUCCUGGAGACCGGCUGUCUCGGGUUUCCUUACCCCUCCUCUGUGUAGAGGGAGGGCCUGGGGCAGCACUGUGCUCGCAUGGCACGUCAGCCGUCACCAAGCCAGAAGAAGGGUGAUGAGAAGUGAUUUGCUGAGUGGCUACCUUAAUGGCUCCUGAGGUCUGAACUUCUCAGGCCGGACUGAGAAGGAAGGUCUUUUACACCGAUGUCAGCCUUUCAUUGGGAGACAGCAGGGCUGGUGGAACAAACACUAGAUCUGGGACCCAACCCCUGGGAUUAAGUCCCCCACUACCAUUUACUCUUGGGGGAACUUUGAACGAGUUACACCAUCCCUUUGAGCCUCAGUUUCCUUGCGUGGGAAUGGAGGUGCUGGUUUUUGCCCUGAGAAUUGAAGCAGAUGUUUGCGAAAGUACUUUUCAAGCUGAGUGUAUCUCGCAAUGUUGUUUUGAAAUUCAAAUUCCCAGAGAAAACGGUGGGUGCCCUAAAACCUGUGUGUGGUCGAGAGGGGUUUGUUCUGUCCCCUCCAGUCCCAGCCUUAUGAAGACAGUCUGUUCUCUUCUGUUUGCUCCUUCCUUGAGGGAGGUGAGGAUGGGAUCUAGCUGGGCUUCUGGCACAGUGCUUAGCAGGCUAAACAGCUGGUGUUGGGCGAGUUUACACCUAGAAGAGCAAUCCCUGUGAGUUCUUUGUGUCUGACCUCUCGCCUCCUGGUCCCUUGAAAUAAGAGUUAGGCAGUGUCAUUCCUUGGAGAGCCGAGGGUAGAAUUUAUCCCAGAAACUUUUCCAGCAUCUGGUUUUCGACUCGCCCUCUGCUGGUGCCAGCGGCGGGGCUACGGCGCAGCUGGAGGGAGUACGGCCUCUCGGGUGAGCUCAGGAAACCAAGAGGUGGAGUCGGAAGAGGCAGUGAGGUGGGUAAAAAAGCAGAGCCAUCCCGCCAGUGCCUUUGGGUGCCUUCUGGAUUUGGGCUGGGGAGGGUGUGAACAACUGUGGAUGCAUGUGCUGCCCUGGUCUUCCUUGGGAGUGAGAAAGAGAACUCUCGUUCUCUUACCCGGCCUCCUAACUCAGAGACGGUUUUAUGAGCCUCCCUCACCUCAUUCGUCAGAUGAGGGAAGGAGACACAGAGAAGGACUGGCUGUUGCCCGAACACCACUCUGAAGAGCAGGAAGAGGCUCUGGGCAGGGUCUGUGAGAUUCCAGAGUGUGGGCUCUUUUUCCUGUGUUACUAGCUUUUUACAAGAGGGUGAGAGGGUCCACGUAGGCCUGAGAGAACCCCACGUGAGCCUUAAACGGGAUUUGCUCUUUAUGCAGUUAUGGGUGCCUCUGUGCAAGGACACUGUCCCUUUGCUCCCCCCUGACCAUGUGUCAGCAUGGCCUCUGUCCCCAGGUGAACCCCUUGAGGCCCUUGACUCCGCCCUUGUCGGUACUAGGUGUGCAGUGUGCCUGCCGCUCAUUGCCCUUGGCCGAGCAGCGCUUCUGGGGAACAGUUCUGGCUCCUUAAGCCAGAGCGCCCUGGGCUUAGCUUAGAAAGGGGACCCAGCUCCCAGAGGGGCUCCCCCAGACCGGAUCUUUGUCUUCUGAAACUGGCAGACACUGAGAAGGCUUUGAAUAAACUUAUACUUAGGAACAGCUGUCAGCGGCUACCUCAGAUGCCAUCUCCUCCUUGAAACCUGCCCUGCAUGCAUCUAGCAUUAGUCGUUGCUUCCUUAAGAGGGAUGGAUGAGCGCAUAUUUAUUAGGCACCUGCUGGGGGCCAGGCUCUGCUGCAGGCAUUGUCAUGUGCUCUCACUGGGCCCUCACAGUGACCCCGCAGUCCUGAGGGCCAGUGCUCUUUCUGACAAGGAAGCUGAGAAGUCAGGUGACGUUCCCAAGCUCCCACGACUAGAAAGCGCUUGCGUGUUUCCCAGCCCACCAAGUGUGCAGCCCCCAGGAUUGGAAGUCCCUGCCGCUGAAGCCAGGCUGUGGACUCGGGGACUGACUAAGGUUCCUCAAAAGGAAAGUCAAGUCUUUGGUCGGCCGCAGCCCUUGCAGCCAACUUUGCUUUUCCCUGUUGCAGAGGAAGUCAAGCAAAGCGAAGGAGAAGAAGCAGAAGAGGCUGGAGGAACGAGCAGCCAUGGAUGCCGUCUGUGCCAAAGUGGAUGCUGCCAACAGGCUUGGAGAUCCUCUGGAGGCUUUCCCAGUGUUCAAGAAAUAUGAUCGAAACGGGUUAAAUGUCUCCAUUGAGUGUAAGCGAGUGUCUGGAUUGGAGCCAGCCACCGUGGCCUGGGCCUUCGACCUGACCAAAACCAACAUGCAGACCAUGUACGAGCAAAGCGAAUGGGGCUGGAAGGACCGAGAGAAACGGGAGGAAAUGACGGAUGACCGAGCCUGGUACCUCAUUGCUUGGGAAAGCAGUUCGGUUCCUGUUGCCUUUUCUCACUUCCGGUUUGACGUGGAGUGCGGGGAUGAAGUCCUGUACUGCUACGAAGUGCAGCUGGAAAGCAAGGUGCGGCGGAAAGGCCUGGGGAAGUUCCUCAUACAGAUCCUGCAGCUCGUGGCCAACAGCACACAGAUGAAGAAAGUUAUGUUAACUGUAUUUAAGCACAAUCAUGGCGCCUACCAGUUCUUCAGAGAAGCCCUGCAAUUUGAAAUCGAUGACUCUUCCCCCAGCAUGUCUGGCUGCUGUGGAGAGGACUGCUCCUACGAGAUCCUGAGCCGGAGGACCAAGUUCGGGGACAGCCAGCACUCCCAUGCGGGCGGGCACUGUGGCGGCUGCUGCCACUGAGCUCCCAAGCUAGAAUGCUCUCUCCAAGGCCUGUCCUCUCCCUGGGCUCACGCCACUGGCCAAGUGCCCUCAGAGCUGUGGCCUCCUUAGCCCUGCACGUGCCAGGCUGCAGCCUGAGAGCACAGAACCCUGGGGCGGAGUGGUCCGAGCUGCCCGUCCUCCGCUCUCCUAGAAGAACAGAGUGCCCUGAAGGAGCAGAGAGGAGAGGGUGCCAAGGGAAGUGCUGGCGGAGGCCGGGCAGGACGUGGGCCCUCUCACAGCGGCUGCCUUCUCACUCGGCCCUUGUGCCCUUGAGCAUGAGGUUCCCCAGCUUCUCUGCAGAUGGAUUCCUGACAAGCCCCCUCCCUCCCCUGCCGCACACACACUUGGACAAACGGGGUGUUUUAUACCCACCUUUAUAAAAGUCCUGGAGCCCUGGGUGGGGGUCUGGCUGGUCCCCAAGGAGGAAUGGACUGAGUGCAAGAGCUGGACAUAGAGAUAGGCCUCAGAGAGAGUCCUGUUUCGUAGCCGAAUGCUCUGAUGGAGACUGUGGGAAGGUCUUUUGUGCCACGACACUGGGAAGCAAGGGAGCUCUUCUAGCUGUGCUUUUAUGGACCCACAGUUAGUGUGGAGACAUCCCAGGGGACCGGCCGUUAGGAGGAAGGCUUCAUCCCUGUCUGCCUCGUUGUCGAUGAGAGAAUGAGAGGACCAGGAACAAGGUGUGGACGGGGGCAGGGGCGGCCCCCUGGGAAGAGAGUUGCUUCUCUGGGCUUUCGGACUUUGCUGAGUCCUAGCUGAACCUCUUGAUCUGGCAGCGACUCGAGCUCUCCCUUCACAGAAACAAGCCACCAAGCCCCUCGCCACUUGGCCUCCCCCAGCUCACCUCACCCGAUACCUCUGCUCUUACUCUCAAGGGGGAGAAUUACAUUAGGGAGCCCCUCCUCUUCCCCCUGAAGGACCCCUCGUUCCUGGCCUCCUCAGUGCUAUUGCCUCUCAUAUCUUGGUGCUGAUCGCUCUCUGAAGGUGGGGCCACCCUCCCUUUUCAGAGAGCCCCCAGCCAGCAGCAGGCCUACUGCCUGCACUCCCCAGCCUUGCCCCUUGCUGCCUCAGUGAGGCCUGGUGCCACUGCCCUGGCUGGCAGCUCCGGCUGCAGCGGGAAUGCCUCUCGGUGGCAAGAACCGCUGCUUUCCUCUCUCUCCAGUGUCACCCUGUGGCAGCGGACUGGAGCAGGGGGAGACGGCCUUCCUCUUCUCUCACAGGACAGGGAGGCUGUGGCUCAGAGCUUAUGCUCGCCCUGAUCUCUGGGCCUUGUGCCCCUUCCGGGGAAGACAAUGACCAAAUCCUUAUCCAGGAAAAACCACCUGCCACCUCCCCUUGGACAUCCUUGAGCUCUGCUCUAGGGAGUGUCUUAAAGGUUCUAGCCUUUGUGAAGUUGCUCUCUUGGAGGUCUGUCUGUUCUGACCUCAGAGUCUGCUCAGACCCCACCCUCUGCCCUGACUCAGGUGGUCUCUGCUGGUGGGUCUCCCCGGAGCUGAUUUCACUUCCCCACUUUCCUGCUCCUGCAGGGCCCUGCACACAGGGCCACCUCCACCCAGCCCGGCCCUCCUCAGAGUGCUCUGUGUUGCUCUUGACCCCGCCGCGGCCAGCGGACGUGGCACUCCCUCGGGGAGGGCCUCUCAGCUCUACACUGGAGUAAGCCCGCCUCUGCCCCUACCUUCCGUCUCCCGGGGGGAUUCUGUGUGUGGGGAGGGGCGGGGAGAAUUUUAAAUUGCUGGGAGGAGGCCAUUGGUGGGCUCCUUCCAAGAAUCAUGGAAUGACAGAAGCACGUUUAGGAAUUUUUUCCUCUGACCCCUGUCUGUCGACACGGAACAGGUAGAUAUUGUCUUAGAUCAUGGAUUUCUGAUACCUCCCACUCAAGGGGAUCAAAAGGAAUCCCGCUGUAAAUUCCUCAUAAGGUGAGUUCAGUGUAUGUUGUCUCUCCACUCCUUGGACACCUGCCACUGAGCCCACGGGUAGAUGGGAGUGCUUGGUGCCGCAGCCUGCGCUCGCAGCCUCUGCCAGCCGUCUGCUGCAGGGGGCUCGGGGGGGCAGCGCUGGGGCAGGAGACCAGCAGCUCCCUCUGUUUCGGUGUUGAGCCCGUUCACUCAAACAUGUCUUUCUCCACUUUCCCAGGUCUUGGUUUUUGAGAAACAGAGCAGGCCUUUUGUUCCCCAGCUUUUUUGUGUGUGUUUUGUUUGGGGCAUGUUAAAAUAUUUUUCAAGAUUUUUUUUUUUUUU